Messenger RNA from Arachis ipaensis, 771 nucleotides. The record is from RefSeq and is a predicted model, not a curated record. Lineage: Eukaryota; Viridiplantae; Streptophyta; Magnoliopsida; Fabales; Fabaceae.
CAUUUCCAGGCCCAACCUCAACCCCAACAUUUCCAGGGUCAGGUCCGAUCCCCACCCCAACCACAGUUACAAUCUCCACCACAGCACUUUCAAGCUCCACCACAGCAGCAACGAUUUCAAAAUCAGCAGAUUCAGUACCUGGGAAGUUACCCUCCACCACCAUGGGCCUCAACACCGGGUUAUCCCAACUAUCAAAACCAUUUAUCUCCUACCAAUUUGUUCUCCAAUCCUCAAGCCAACACAACAGGGCCUUUUACAUUUCCUUCCAAUGGUGCUGAAUCUGCUGUGGGGGCAAAUUUCGGCCAAAGGAGCCCAGGCAGUACCGGCAGCGGACAACGGCCCUUUAUUCCAUCUUACAGACUAUUUGAAGAUUUGAAUGUUUUUGGAAACACAGAUGGAAGGGUGAAGAUGACUGGUAGUGGAACGUCAUCCGGCAUGUCAGGUACAAUGGGACCUGGCAUGGUUGGAGGGCGCAAGUGAAGUUCUAUUAUUGUAAAAAGCAUGCAAUGUUGAUAUGGUUUAUACCUUUUUUUUUUCCUAUUUAUUUUAAGGUUAUGUAAGUUAUUUAGAUUGAUUCAGCUGCAGUUUCCUACUUAUGAGUAGAUCAUAAAGUCAUUAGUUUUGAGUGUUCCCUCAGACGAUAGACUUCGGAGCAUUCUUUGAUAAAAGAUUUCUUUCUGGUAGUGGUUUCAUUUUUAAGAUUUAUUGAUCUUUGACCACUAUAAUUGGCACGGAAAUUUUUAACAUUUGUGCAUAUUGAGAGCAUUCACC